Molecule: messenger RNA, 4157 nt
Organism: Pygocentrus nattereri (red-bellied piranha)
Lineage: Eukaryota; Metazoa; Chordata; Actinopteri; Characiformes; Serrasalmidae
Gene: col28a2b
Product: collagen, type XXVIII, alpha 2b
Exons: 36
Coding region: 86-3817 (1243 amino acids)
Molecular function (GO): serine-type endopeptidase inhibitor activity
Source: RefSeq, a predicted model, not a curated record
AGAACAUUUUGUAGCGUCUGAUCUUGUAGCAGCUUUAUUUCUGCAUUUCUGCUGAAAAUAGUACAGCAUCACAACAAAAGGCUCAAUGCGGCUGUGUGUGCGCUUGCUGGUUUUGCUGUUCGGGCUACAGUGUGUUUGGGCUCAGCAGGAUGAGUAUGAUGAAGAAUAUGAAAAUGAAGGAGAAGAAGAAGAAGAAGUGAGGAACGGCAGGAGCAGAGGCAAAAGCAAGCUGUUGACAACCAACAUAACACCAAAAAACAAUGCACAAUCACCUGUGGAUGAGGACUGCUCUCUGGAGCUGGCAUUUUUGUUGGACAGUUCAGAGAGUGCCAAAGACAACCACGGACAGGAGAAGCAGUUUGUGGCUGAUGUAAUUGAACGUGUCCAGAACAUUCGUCUCCAGACUGGACGUGGUUUGAGUUUUAGGUCUGCCCUCCUCCAGUAUAGCAGCCACGUGAUCCAAGAGCAAACCUUCAGCCAAUGGAGAGGUGUGGCCAACUUCAAAGCUAACAUUGCUCCAAUGUCCUACAUUGGGCAAGGGACAUAUUUGACCUAUGCCAUUACAAACCUCACUAAUUUAUACCUGAAAGAGUCAGAGGCAGGCAGUGUGAAGGUGGCCAUUUUACUGUACGAUGGCCAGUCACAUCCAAAAAACCCUGAUAUAUUCUCUGCUGCUGCUGAUGCUAAGAACCAAGGUGUUCGCUUUUUCGCCAUUGGCGUCACGCCUGCGGCCAAUGAACCUCCAAAAAUGGCUCAGUUGAGGCUUCUGGCCAGUUCACCCUCAUCACGCUAUCUACACAACCUCCAGGACAAGGGCAUCGUGGAGAAGAUCAUUAAAGAGCUGGUGGAGCUGGCAGAUGAGGCGUGUCCCUUGAAUAAGAGGUGUGUGUGUGAGAAAGGAGAGAGAGGACCCAGUGGCCCUGCUGGUAAGAAAGGUCGGCCGGGUGAGGAUGGGAGUCCAGGGCCAAAAGGCCAGAAGGGAGAAAGCGGCCUUCAAGGGCUUCCAGGUCGAGAGGGGUCAGAGGGCAAACCUGGGUAUAAAGGAGAGAAGGGAGAGAGAGGAGAGUGUGGAAUGCCUGGUGUAAAGGGAGACAGAGGUUCUGAGGGCCCAGUGGGCACUAGAGGAAGCCGUGGGCUGCAGGGUUUGCCUGGACCUAACGGUGAUGUUGGCCCUGAGGGUCCACCAGGGAAAAAAGGUGAGAGAGGCCUUCCUGGUCCACCAGGACUUCAAGGUGAAAUUGGAAUAGGGCUUCCUGGGCCAAAGGGUGAGAUGGGACUCCAGGGCAGAAUGGGGCCUCCCGGCCCCCCUGGGCUUGGUGAUCCUGGCUUACCAGGACCUCAGGGGCCACAGGGUGUGCAAGGGGAGAAAGGGCCUGCAGGAGAGGGCUUUCCUGGACCAAAGGGAGAGAGAGGCCCUGAGGGACCAAGAGGACCAAGGGGGCCAACAGGACCUGGUAUUAAAGGAGACAAGGGUGACUUCGGACCUCCUGGGUUACCCGGACCACUCGGCCUUCCUGGACUGGGCGUACAAGGAGAAAAGGGAGUGGAGGGGCCACGUGGCCCCCCUGGGGUCAGAGGCCUGCCUGGCGAGGGUUACCCAGGACCAAAGGGUGAUCAAGGGUUACCAGGAGAGUCUGGAGCGCCAGGAGAGAGAGGUUUGGGAGAACCAGGACCAAAGGGUGAACCAGGAGCACCUGGGUUGUCAGGGUUGCCAGGUCUACCUGGAGAGGAUGGAGCUCCAGGGCAAAAGGGGGAACCUGGUGUUUCAGGUUUAAGAGGACCAGAGGGAACACCUGGGGUUGGCACUCAGGGCGAAAAAGGUGACCAGGGCCAGAGAGGAAUCCGUGGCUUAGCUGGACCUCCAGGAAUCGCGGGACCAUCAGGAGCAAAGGGUGAGCCAGGAUCAUCAGGGCGGCUGGGCUUACCAGGGUUACCAGGACGUGCACUAGCAGGACCGAAGGGUGACAUAGGUCCACCAGGUCCUCCUGGCCCCUUGGGGGAAACAGGCUAUGGCCUUCCUGGACCAAAGGGUGACCGUGGAGACCCAGGUCCUCCUGGGCCAUUUGGGCCAAAAGGAGAUGGCUAUCCUGGACCAGCAGGUCCUCCUGGGCUUCCUGGGCUUCCAGGAGAGCCUGGUCCAGAGGGAUUGGGUAUCCAAGGACCAAAGGGUGAUAUUGGGUUCAGAGGGUUGCCAGGACUACCAGGACCUCCAGGAGAAGGACUACAAGGGCCACCGGGCAACUCUGGAAGACCAGGACCUCCAGGUGCUCCAGGACCACAAGGACAGGGAGUUCAAGGGCCAAAGGGUGAGCAUGGAGCUCAGGGCAUGACUGGACCGAGAGGACCACCUGGCGAUGGCUUCCCAGGACCAAAGGGUGACCGUGGUUCUAAAGGGGAAAAAGGUAUAAAAGGGAACAAAGGGGACAUGGGAGAUCCUGGUAACCCUGGGCAACCAGGCAGACAAGGAGUGAAAGGAGAAUCAGGGUUGACGAGAGAAGACAUUAUCAGGAUGAUUAAGGAGAUUUGUGGCUGCGGAAUCAAAUGCAAAGAGCGUCCUAUGGAGCUUGUGUUUGUGAUUGACAGCUCAGAGAGCGUUGGCCCGGAGAAUUUUGAGAUCAUAAAGGAUUUUGUCACGGCACUGGUGGACAGAGUGACGGUGGGUCGCAAUGCCACACGGAUUGGAGUGGUGCUCUACAGCCUGGAGGCCAGAGUGGAGUUUAAUCUGGCCCGAUACAUGACCAAACAGGAUGUCAAACAGGCUGUCCGAAAGAUGCCUUAUAUGGGUGAAGGUACAUAUACAGGCACUGCCAUUCGAAAGGCUACGCAGGAAGCUUUCUACAGCGCUCGGUCAGGUGUCAGCAAGGUCAUCAUUGUCAUCACAGACGGACAGACGGACAAGCGGGAUCCGGUGGUGCUGGAUAUCGCUGUCAGAGAGGCCCACGCAGCCAACAUCGAGAUGUAUGCUCUGGGAAUUGUUAACAUCAGUGAUCCAACACAAGCAGAGUUUCUCAGUGAGCUGAAUCUCAUCGCUUCCCAACCUGACAGUGAGCACAUGUAUCUGAUAGAUGACUUCAACACCCUGCCAGCUUUGGAAUCUAAACUAGUCAGUCAGUUCUGCGAGGAUGAGAAUGGAGCUCCAUUCUUUAACCGCAUCAAUGGUAAUGGAUUUGGUAACCAUGCCAACCGCAUCAACAAUUACCCACAUGGAUUUGGUCACAACGGUAACCAGAUUGGCAGUUAUGGAAACAGCGUGUAUGAGAGCAACCGAGGAGAAACACACACAGGAACUCAUACUGCGACACACAGUGGAUCACACUCCACAACUCAUACUGUGACACCCACUGGCAGAGGGGACAGUUUGCCUGCACCAGUCACUCCAGAUGUCCCUCGAGGGCCACAAACCGCAGAUACUUACACACACUCCAUAUCAGAGCACAGCAGCAGUGUAGACAUUCCAACAGACAACAGAACAUCUUCACACGACAGAGCUUCAUCAGGAUCCUCAUCAUCAUCGUCAUCGUCAUCAUCAUCAUCAUCCUCAUCAUCAUCCACAACUGUGAUAACGUCAUCCAGUUCAGUGCAUUAUGUCCCUGCCCCUCGGCCACCUUUACCUAAAGAAAUUGUACCCCUGGACCCUCGCUGUAAACUGACCCUAGAUCAGGGUCCAUGCCGUGAUUAUAAUAUCCGCUGGUAUUACGACCGGCAGGCCAAUGCCUGCGCCCAGUUCUGGUAUGGAGGCUGUGAUGGCAACCGCAACCGCUUUGACACUGAGGAGGAGUGCAAAAAGACCUGUGUGGUCCCACGAGCAGGAGUCUGAAGAACAAAGAAGAUUUUUGUAAUAGACUAUUACAUAUUGGGUUAAUACCUGUAAUACCUCAACUGUCGAUCUCACUAAGAGAUUUGCACAUAACAGCUGAAAUAGAUAUUUCAUAUAGUUAACAUCUUACUGCUUCUGUGAUUUGUUGUGUAAAUAAUUUCUGUACCUGCUUAGAUCAAUUAAACUAUAUUUUAGCACUAGUUGUGUUUUAGCUGUAUGUUUGUAAUAGCUGUAUUCAGUUCCAAAGAGCCAUUUCAGCGUCUAUCAGUGAAUAAAGAUUAAGAGAUACUUUUUUAAUCCCACAAACGGGGAAAUUCCACCUCCACAUUUAACCCAUCCG